Micromonas commoda is the source of this 1761-nucleotide messenger RNA. RefSeq names its product esterase/lipase. Gene Ontology annotation, cellular component: lipid droplet. The record is from RefSeq and is a predicted model, not a curated record. Gene Ontology annotation, molecular function: lipase activity. NCBI's taxonomy places the organism in Eukaryota, Viridiplantae, Chlorophyta, Mamiellophyceae, Mamiellales, Mamiellaceae. The coding region runs from base 1 to 978 and encodes 325 amino acids. The transcript has 2 exons. Gene Ontology annotation, biological process: lipid storage.
AUGCCCCCUCGCACUCGCUCCGCGGUGAGGGGCGCGUGCGCGACUCGAACGAAAGCGUCGAUCGCCGAGGUUUCCUCGCCCGGGGUGGAGGUUACGAGUCGCGUGGUCAGGGUCGGGCCCAGGAAGAUACCGACGGAGUUGAUCACCAUUCCCUCGGACCAAUCCGUGAAGGCACCAAAGUACGACCUCGUGAUCGUACCCGGUAACCCCGGCGUGCCCUCGUUUUACGAACACUACGCCAAGACUCUGCACGCACUGUUGGAUGGCGACGUGGACAUCGAGAUAUUCGGGUACAAGGGUCACACGACGGACAGGUACGCGGACACUACCGGAGACUGGUUCACGCUGCAAGAUCAGCUCGACCAUCUGCGCGAGUAUUUAAAAUCGAGAACGUCGCGUUCGCGCGACGGGACGGUGCUGGUGGGACACAGCAUCGGCGCCGAGAUGUCGCUGGACGCGAUGGACAAGCUCGGGACCGGCGUGGUUCGCGGCGUCGUCGGCCUGAUGCCGUUCGUGCUGGUAAACACCAAGUCGGCGUUGCAGAAGUUCCUCAGCGCGCUGGUUCACAUCACGCCGCUCGUGUACCUCGUCGCCGCGAUCGUCGGGUUCAUCGGCGCGCUCCCCAUUCCCGGGCUCAAGCGCCUCGCGUUUAGCCCAAUCACGGGGACGAUGAGCGCGUCGCCGGCGGAUCUCACCAGGAGGUGGCUCAGGUCGGAUAGUAUCAAGAACAUGGCGCUGAUGGGACGGACGGAGUUCGACGCGUUGACGGCGCUGGAUACGUCGCGUUGGAAGCGGCACAAGGACCGUACGUCUCUGUUGUACUGCCCCGGCGAUCAUUGGGCGCCGUUGCAUCAGAUGGAGGAUUUUGAGCGGAUGAAGGAACUGAGGGGGAUGGAGACGGUGUUGGAGUCCGCGCCGGGGGUGGACCACGCGUUCGUGUUGCACGACAAGAGCUGCUUGAGACACAACACGCGGUAGAGAGAUGAUAUUUAUUCAGGUCAACUGGCAAACGUUAAUAGUUCCUCGCGGCGCUCGUCACGCGUUGGAAUGAACCAGCUUGGCCCAACGCUCUGCGUACGUCUGUCCAGUCCAAAAGAAGUGCAGCGCGAAGAACGCAGUCACCCGAUAGCACGCAGUCACGAGGACGAGCAGCCAAAACAUCGGCCAGGUCGAGUCCGGGUCAAAGUCCAGCAUCCGGAGGUACUGGUUGCCCGUGAGGGGCACGCACCCUUCUUCGGCAACCGCUCGCUCGGUGCACGCGAACGUGUGACGCUUAAAGUCGCUCGCGACCGCGCCUUCCACUGCGUAGCCCAUGAACGACACCUCCGGCAGCCAUCUGUAGUAUACCGGUAUGUUCCGCCGGUUGAUCCAGUUGCCGUCAAAGAGCAUGAGCACAAUCAGCAUGGUGGCCGCCACCGCGUUGGUCUGCUCGAAGGUUUUGCACAUCGUCCCGAUCAUGGUGAGGAAGGACGCGCCGGCGACGGUGACGGCCACGAUCAUCAAGUAGUAUUCCACCCUCGCCGCUCCGCUGCCGUCGUUUAGCCCGAACAUUUCGUACGAGAUACAAGCGCUCGUGAGCGCGAAGAGAACGAUGGUCGUCAACUCGACCAGGGACCUCGACACGUAAUACGCCGAAGUCGGAUACAUCCCUCCGUUGCUCUCGUGCAGGUAGAGGCUGCGCUCCUUCGGGAACAGCAAGAGCUGAUCGAAGGCACUGAAGGACUGGAUGAGAACGAUCAGGGAUAUCGCGCGAAGCCUGUC